Messenger RNA from Nezara viridula (southern green stink bug), 1438 nucleotides. The record is from the annotation of a GenBank genome assembly. NCBI's taxonomy places the organism in Eukaryota, Metazoa, Arthropoda, Insecta, Hemiptera, Pentatomidae.
UCGAUAAACAAAUAUAAGUAUAAAAGUCUAAGUAAAUUGUAUUCUUUAAAAAAGUUAAUAAAAAGCAAAGAUUAUGUUUGAAAAAACAAUUAUUUAUUUAUUUGUACAACGCGAUAAUUUAUAUAAAUCGCCCUGUGAAAAUUCGUGUUAAAGUUCUCUGCUUGGAAGUACUGAAGAUAAAAAAAAAUAUAUUUUAAACAGUUCCAUAUUUAUUUAAAAGCAUAUCCCACCUUCAAUCAAUAGAAAAGUCUAAAAAUAAAUUUUCUUGGCACCUUCAAAACGUGGCUAUCAUGUUAUUUGUUAUAGAGAUCAUUUUUUAAGAUUAAAAAGUAAAUAAUAAAAUAAUCUAAUGAAUUGAUGCAAUAAUAGCUACUAUUUUUUAAGGUAACUUGUACUAAAUACAAUGGGAGACUAUGUAACUCCUGCUCGGUUCUCCAAUCUUAGUUUGGAACAAAUGACGAUAUAGAGGCUUGAAUAACCUUUAUACUGAACAAUAUCUCGAAAGAAGAAGAUAAACUGUUUUGAGAUAACUCUAAAUAUAUUAAAAGGCAAUUUAAAUACAAAAAUGGGUUGUGAACCAGUUCAAGGGAGGGGUCGGCAAUCAGCGAUAGAAGCGAUACCGGCCUGGAGGAUAGGACACGCUUCUUCGACAAAGACUUCUCCUUACUAUAUAAACCGCUUUAACUUUGGUUUGGGCAGGUAUCCUCAGGAAUACACUGAACAUGUUCGCAUCCGCUCUCACUCGCUUCUCGGUGAUCUUCGCCGUCCUUCUGGUCGUCAAUUAUGCCAGCUCCAAACCUUGCGGUUGCGGAUGCUGCGGCUGCGGUGGCGGCUGUUGUGAUUGUGGAUGUGAUUGCGGCUGCGGUUGUGGUGGAGGUUGCGGCGGCGGCUGUGGAGGUGGUUGCGGCGGCGGUUGUUCCUGUGGAGCCCUCAUAGUACCCACUUGCGUCUCCACUGGUGGAUGUGGUGGUGGCUGCGGUGGUGGAUGCGGUGGUGGAUGCGGUGGCGGAUGUGGUGGAUGCGGCGGAUGCGGAUGCGGCUGCUGUGACUGCGGAUGUGGUUGCGGUGGUGGAUGUGGUGGUUGCGGAGGCUGUGGUGGUUGCGGAGGCUGCGGCUGCUGCGUCCCAAUCUGCUCUUGCGGAGGCUGCGGAGGUUGUGGAGGUUGCGGAGGUGGAUGCGGCUGCGGUUGCGGUGGAUGCGGAGGCUGCGGCUGUUGCUGUUGCUAAUCUCGUCCGGCCAAUCCAUGUCGGUAUCGAACAAAAACGAAAGAAAAACCUUUUUUUCUAGUCUCUUCAAGUUACUAAAAUAAAAGAUGAAACAACAAAAAAAGAUAAACCUAGAUGGUGGAAAUUAAAAAUCUGAAUUUUUUAAAUUUUUAAAAUUCAGAUUUUGGUCUGAACAUUCUUGGGUACUUUAAUAAAUCUGAUUAUAGACUGGA